AUGCAUGAAGCUAUCAUGCUAAAUCAGAAGAGGAAGCCUGAUGUAUUUGAUGAGGAUUAUUCUGUUGUAAAGGGUCCGAUAGAUUCUUAUCUUAGACGGACUCCUGAAGAAAUAGUUGGUGAGAGGAGGUAUAAAGGUUCUACCCAGACAACAAUACAAAGCAGCUUAAGAUCAAAUGCAGACAGAAAGAAAACUAAUGCAUAUGUUGCAAAAUGGUUUUAUGAAGCUGGCAUCCCAUUCAAUACUGUCAAGUUAAGGAGCUUUGAGGAGAUGGUUGAAGCCAUUGCACAGUUUGGGUCAGGAUAUAAGCCCCCUUCUUACCAUGAGUUGAGAGUGCCCUUGCUACAGGAUGAAAAAGCUCAAAUUGACUAUGUAUCUAGUGAGUCUCAAUAUGCAGCCAUGUUAUUUCAGUUGCUUGAUAGUAAAAUUGAAGAAAUUGGGGAGGAUAAUGUGGUACAAGUAGUUACAGACAAUGCAGCUAAUUAUGUUGCAACUGGUAGAAUGUUGAUGGAAAAACGGAGUAAGCUUUAUUGGACUCCUUAUGCAGCUCAUUGUUUGGACCUCAUGUUAGAGGACAUUGGCAAGUUGAAAGCUUAUAAAACAACAAUGGAGAGGGCAAAAACAAUGACAAGUUUUAUCUAUAGACAUUACAAACUUGUUGAUGCUUUGAGGAAAAAGACAAAUGGAAUAGAUCUGGUGAGGUCUGGAGUUACAAGAUUUGCUACCUCAUUCUUGACACUGCAAAGUUUGUACAAGAACAAGGAUGCCUUGAAGCAAUUAUUUGUAUCUGAUGAUUGGAAUAGUUCUAAGUUGUCCAAGACAGAGGCAGGUAAGAAAGUACUUGAGACAAUACUUGCACAAACAUUCUGGAACAAUGUACUAGAUUGCUUAAGAGCAUCUCAACCAAUUUUUGUUGUCUUGAGGUUAGUAGAUGGUGAUGAGAGGCCUGCAUUGCUUGAAGUUUAUUAG
Macadamia integrifolia is the source of this 969-nucleotide messenger RNA. RefSeq lists its product as uncharacterized. The record is from RefSeq and is a predicted model, not a curated record. NCBI's taxonomy places the organism in Eukaryota, Viridiplantae, Streptophyta, Magnoliopsida, Proteales, Proteaceae. Bases 1 to 969 code for a protein of 322 amino acids. The transcript is spliced from 3 exons.